AUGAGCAUCAGCCUGGGACGCAAUGCGCCGUUGUCCCCGAUCUCUCUAGGCGGUAGCGAGUUUUCUGUCUCAAAGUAUCAAGGUCCCGAAGACGGCGCCUAUCCCAACGGUCGCUCCAAUCUCGCAUCGCCCCCGAAUUCGGGUGGCUCCAACAGCACCAUGAGUAUCAACGGCUUCCCCAGCGCUCCUAUCAACGGUCCAGGACCUGGUCCCGGGCCCGGGCCUGGCCCUAGAAGCACUGGAGGUCCCUCGCCGCCUGCUUCGAUUGCUCGGUCGAGUAACGGCACCCAGCUCUAUGCUCGCAGCGAAAGCGGUCGUAACAGCGUCCGCGGCGAUCUCGACGAGUCCGUCCUCAGCGAGCACUAUGUUGCUCUGCGUGCUUUUCUCAAUACCCGCGACCCCAAUCACAAGCAGCAGCCCAAUAAAGCCCGCGACAAGCUUUUGCGCCUUUCCUCGGUUCAAUUCUAUGAGCUGAGUACCGAUGUGUUUGACGAAUUGAUAAGACGACAGGCCACUGCCAGGGCUCCGCCGAAUGCUCCAAAUGGUCCUCCUUCCUUUCUGCUGCCCGAGAAGAACUUUCACCCAAAGCGAAAUCAGGCUCGCCAAAGGCUAUCGUCUCUUGGCCCACCGCGAUUUCGAGAUCUAGCCGCCGAUGUCUAUCACGAAUUAGAACGAAGAUUCCCUCGAUUCGUAGGAGCCGAUCUCGCCCGUACCGGAAGCCCCAUGUCAAUCAGGGGGCCGGGUACUCCAAUUAAUGGUAAUGGCUUUCCCCCUCGAGGUCAAAGCCGCAUGAGGAGACCCUCUGAUGCACCAUCUAUGAGAGGUCCUGGACCGACAGAUGCUUACGGUAUGCCAGCAUCACCAGGUGCCCAGAAUGGCGAUUACGGACGCCCAACCCCGAAACAGCUCAAUCAGAAUAAUACGAUCGUUCCCAACAAAAGUAUAAUGCUCGAAGAAGACGACGAAGGUGAAGGAUUUACAGAACCGGACCCGAACCGUGAGAGCAAACGGAGUGCUGGAAGCGGUGUGACUUCAGAGGCCGACAAGAAGCUCAUCGAGGACUAUCAAAAUCAGGUACGAGAACUACGUGAGAAAUUGGACAGUAUGGAGGAUGCCAUGAGGAAGAAGGAAGACGAGAUGAACAGUGCGUUGGAUCAGGAACGUUCUCGGUCUGCCACUACCAACCAGGAGAAGCAGGAAUGGAAUGAGCUGAGACUCAAUCUCGAGAACAAACUAGCUGAGGCGCAAAACUUGAACGACUCAAUGAAGCAGGAAUUGCAGCGCGUACGGGAGGAUCACGACAUUGAGAUUCAAAGGCUUAGGGACGACGUGACCGCAGCACAUGAAUCAGCACGCAGCACUGGGCCCGCUGCAUCGGAUUCAGACCUUCAGCGGGAAAAUGAUGAGCUUCGACAGGAACUCCGAGAACAACAGCAGGUCACAGAAGAGGUUCGGAAAGAGGCGCAAGAAUUCUUGCUUGAGAUGCGCCAACUUUCCCAGCAGAGCGGCUCAACACACGAACGACACGCAGAGCUGGAACAGACAAUCGAGAGACUCGAGCGCGAGGUUCACGAGUGGAAGAACCGAUACGCGGGCGCAAAGACGCAAUUGCGACACAUGCGCGCAUCUUCCGCUGGUCCUGGAAUUGAACAUGAUGCAGCAAAGCAUGUCCGGGAAAAGGGAUUCAUGGAUGACCGUGGACUUGUCAAAGAUGUUCACGUCACCAAGUUUCAAAUCGCCAUUGACGAACUCCUGCAAAAAGCACGAACCGAGGAUCCAGAAAAGGUUAUCGACGCAAUGAAGCAAGUUGUUGUCAGCGUCCGCCGCAUUACCAAGGACAUAGAAGUCCCACAGAAUAGUGAUGAAGACUUCGCACAGCAACAGGCCAAGAUCAGAUCCAAGGUAUCUUCCACCGCAAACAACCUCAUCACAGCCUCCAAGAACUUUGCCCAUAGUGCUGGAAUGUCCCCGGUCUCACUGCUCGAUACGGCAGCGUCACACUUGGCAGCGGCCAUCGUGGAGCUUCUUGGUCUGGUCAAAAUUCGGACAACCCCAGCUGAAGAAUUGGAUGAUGACGACGGAACUGUAACUCCCGCGGAUUCUAGUGGACUCUUUUCUCCUGUAGCUACGGAGCAUCCCUCGACUACUCAAGGCGGGCUCCCUCCCCCACCGCCCUUCCAGGGUCUUGGUGGUAUGCGAGGAAGCAUUGACUCUUCGGCAUACAGUCCUUUGGGCUCACCUCGCCAAUCCGCGGAGCCAUACUCCGGAAGGCCCAUGUCCAAAGCGAGCGCGGUACCGAUCGGGCUCGGGCACUCCAAUGCGAACAACCAAGCCAAUGGGCAAGGAUCACAUCAGCUGGACCCCCGAGCCGCCGAAGACCUUAAACUCUACCUUGAGGACCAGAAUGCCCUCCUUUCAACCGACAUCCAGCAGCUUGUGAACACGAUCCGGGGUGAUGCUGAGAUGCGACAGAUUACUGGCGAGAUUGGCUCUAUCAAUGCCGUUGUUAGCAAUAUCAUUUCAGAAACACAAGCCUACGGCAUAGGCGAAAUGGCAGCCUCGUUGGCAAACUGCAGAGCACGACUCCUAGAGGCUGCUGACCAAGGCCAAGACAUGGCCAACAUUGGCAUGGAUACCAACUCUCACGAAUGGCGCAUGUGGGUACAAACCCUGCCACCCAUCGCAUUUGGGCUGGCGCGUGAGGCCAAGGAGUUGGCUCAACAAGCCGGCGAUAUGGCCAGACCCGGACGACCUGAUGACUUUUCGUAA
Fusarium mangiferae is the source of this 2769-nucleotide messenger RNA. RefSeq lists its product as uncharacterized. Lineage: Eukaryota; Fungi; Ascomycota; Sordariomycetes; Hypocreales; Nectriaceae. Gene Ontology annotation, molecular function: MAP kinase scaffold activity. The record is from RefSeq and is a predicted model, not a curated record. Bases 1 to 2769 code for a protein of 922 amino acids. Gene Ontology annotation, cellular component: actomyosin contractile ring; cell cortex of growing cell tip. The transcript is spliced from 3 exons.